Paramuricea clavata is the source of this 781-nucleotide messenger RNA. Lineage: Eukaryota; Metazoa; Cnidaria; Anthozoa; Malacalcyonacea; Plexauridae. The record is from the annotation of a GenBank genome assembly.
AUGUCAAAACGGACUCUUUUGAAUCGUUUGAAACAAUAUGGUUUAACCCGACGAAAUUGUGACAUAAAUGAAGCUGUUCUUCGACAGCACAUUAGCAUAGAACUCGAAGGAGCUGGAAACCUACUUGGCUACCGAGCAAUGUGGCGAAAACUACAUUUAAAGUAUGGAAUAAAUGUGCCAAGAUCUGCUGUAGAAAUCCUGUUGAGAGAGAUGGACCCAGAAGGAACCAGGUUAGACAAGCCCACCGGCUGAAAAGACGAAAUUAUAUCAACCCAGGGCCAAAUAACUGUUGGCACGCGGACGGAUAUGACAAAUUGAAGCCUUAUGGAUUACCUAUACAUGGCUGCAUCGAUGGCUUUAGUCGACGUGUGAUAUGGUUAAAACUUGAAAUGAGUAAUAAUGAUCCUAAAGUAAUUGGAAAGUUAUUUAGAGAUGCUGUUAUUGAAGUUGGAGGAUGCCCAUCAAUCCUUCGAACUGAUCGAGGUACCGAAAAUGGAAUUAUGUCCUCAGGUCAGUGCUUCCUCAGACCGCUUCAGGAAUCCCCAAUACUCUAUAUUAUUUACCAGACAGUGUUGGCACUAUUGACUACAAACACCAAUACAACCCCGAGAAUUUAGAAGAAAUUAAUCGUGAGCUGAAUCCAUCUGAUGAUUCAAAUGAAUCGCUCAUUUACCAGGAGUACUUUGCUUAUGUCAAUGAAAUGCUUGGUAUUGCUGAGCCAAGUUCGUGGAGGGUUGCAUUAGCACUAUACCAUAGACUAUCAACAGUCGCUCAAACAUGA